AAUAGACCCUAGGACAGGUUACUACUUCUAGUUACAUCUGGUGUGUGUCAAGUAACUAUAUUAGUUAAACCAAUGUUAUACUUUUUCCCCCUACACCUACUUAUUAGAGGUCAUUCAAAUCAUUUCAUGGCUUGGGAAUAUAAAGCAUAUUUGAAGAGCAUGUAGUGAUGAUAUGAGAACGUUGCCCUUGCUGACCUUCACUCUUUUCAGACUCAUUAAAUGUGCUGAUGACUUGAGGGAGAUUGUGUGUGUGUGUUUCAUAUAUGUGGGUGGGUCCAGAGUCUCUAAUAGUCUCAGUGUGCCUAUAAUUUAUGAGAUAAGAUCCAGGGAGGGACUGUACACCACAGGUUGCACUUCAUCAAAUCAUUUUAGGAAUCAAGCCACUGGAGACUCAACGCAAAAGAAAAUAUGCUAGCACAAAAUCGUUCAGAUGUGCAGUCUAUCCUGCUCUCCUUGCUUCAGCACUAUCUUAAUGAAACCUGGGACUUCCCAGCAAAGCCUCUCCCUCCUGCUGCUCACCAGACAGCCGAGCCUUUCAGCACAGUGCCAGUUAAAGUUCAGAGCCAAGGAUUCAUCUACAUUUUACUGAUGGUUGGGCUCUUCAGCUUUUUUACCUUCGGCAUCAUGUUCAGCUACAUCCGCUCGAAAAAGCUGGAGAACUCGCAGGAUCCAUACCACCAGUAUAUAGCCAGAGACUGGGUGAAGGUUCUGGCUCCGUCAGCAACCAUAAGACAGGCUCUCAAAAAGGAGUCUGUGGUUAUUGUAAACCCUGCAGCCCUGGAGAACCUGCCAGGAUGAAGAGGCAAGAAACUAGGACGGCAAGUGAUUUGGGGUAACUGAUGAUGACUGCUGAGUUCAAACAUAUUGCUUUUAGACUGAUAACUAAGACUGAUAACUUAAAUUUGUCAAAAGAUUAGAUUAUAGCUUUCUAAAAAUUCCCAAUAAUCACAUCCUGACCUUUUGUAUCUGAAAUAGAAUACUUACCUUAAAAGGACAGAAGACUAUGUAUAACUUUAAAUAUGCUUUUUAUUUACAUGAUGCUGAUGUGUCACAAUGAGUGUCAUCAUGAGAACUGAGCUGAUUAUAUUUUCUUUUAAAACAGUCAAAUAAAAUGUAAAUCAUUCUAAA
This is a messenger RNA of Tachysurus fulvidraco (yellow catfish), 1128 nucleotides long. RefSeq names its product potassium voltage-gated channel subfamily E member 1. Gene Ontology annotation, molecular function: voltage-gated potassium channel activity involved in ventricular cardiac muscle cell action potential repolarization; delayed rectifier potassium channel activity; potassium channel regulator activity. Bases 409 to 798 code for a protein of 129 amino acids. The transcript has 2 exons. Gene Ontology annotation, biological process: regulation of ventricular cardiac muscle cell membrane repolarization; negative regulation of delayed rectifier potassium channel activity; potassium ion export across plasma membrane. The record is from RefSeq and is a predicted model, not a curated record. Lineage: Eukaryota; Metazoa; Chordata; Actinopteri; Siluriformes; Bagridae. Gene Ontology annotation, cellular component: membrane.